Messenger RNA from Myodes glareolus (Bank vole), 1777 nucleotides. RefSeq names its product cytochrome b5 domain containing 2 (gene Cyb5d2). The record is from RefSeq and is a predicted model, not a curated record. Gene Ontology annotation, cellular component: endomembrane system; membrane. NCBI's taxonomy places the organism in Eukaryota, Metazoa, Chordata, Mammalia, Rodentia, Cricetidae.
ACUUUCUUCUCCACGGUUCAGGUUCUCAAGCUAUGUUGGGAAAAAAGGACGAAAAAGAGUCGGAGCCGAGAAGUGAAUUUUACUCUGAAGCUUGUGGAGCGUCGCGCUGUGACGUCACGGCCGGCGUCUCCGCCAUCUUAGUUGUGGUUAAAUAGGUGGCCACUUCGGAAGCGGCUGCUUGUGUGCUGCCGGUUAGAUGCUCAGGCUAUGUGGGCUUGGCGUGGUGCUGAGCCUGGUCGCGGCGGCGGCGGCGGUCAUGGCCGUGUGGUUGAUGGACUGGUGGGGUCUAGAGGGUCCCCCCUCUGGCCUUCGCCUCUUCGUACCCGAGGAGCUAGCCCGCUAUCGCGGUGGCCCAGGGGACCCGGGUCUGUACUUGGCGUUGCUCGGCCGCGUCUACGACGUGUCCUCAGGCCGGAGGCACUACGAGCCUGGGGCACACUAUAGCGGCUUCGCAGGCCGGGAUGCAUCCAGAGCCUUUGUGACAGGAGACUAUUCUGAAGCUGGCCUCGUGGAUGAUGUCACUGGCUUGUCCUCCUCUGAGAUACUGAUACUUCACAAUUGGCUUUCAUUCUACGAGAAAAAUUAUGUAUUUGUCGAUACCAUGUCUAAUAUUCAGCAAGAUAGACUCAUCCCGUGCCAUACAAAGCCCUGUGUACCCAAAAAGUUUUGUGGGAGAUUGGUAGGAAGGUUCUACAGAGAGGAUGGGCUGCCCACUUCAGAACUAACACAGGUAGAGGCCAUGGUAACUAAAGGCAUGGAGGCAAAUGAACAGCAACGGAGAGAAAAGCACAAGUUCCCUCCAUGUAAUGCCGAGUGGAGCUCCACCAAGGGUAGCCGAGUCUGGUGCUCCCAAAAGAGUGGAGGUGUGAACAGAGACUGGAUUGGUGUCCCCAGGAAGAUGUAUAAGCCAGGGGCCAAAGAGCCCCACUGUGUGUGUGUGAGAACAACUGGCCCCCCUAGUGACCAGCAAGACAACCCUAGACACUCAAAUCGUGGGGACUUGGACAAUCCCAACUUGGAAGAAUACACAGGCUGCUCACCUCUGGCCAUGGCGUGUUCCUUCCCGCUCUGAGAUGGUGUCCUGUGUGUUGAUGACACGUGGAGAACCUUCCCUACAUCUCCAGGAAGCCCUUAAUGCUUAUGCUGUAGGAGGCACCUGGCACGAAAAUAGGAGGGUCACAGACGCCAGCCUCACUCUGCAAACGUGUGUUACGAUUCUAUUGACUGAGACAAGAGCCUGAUAGCCUGCCUGGUAUGUCACUGUUUGGAACCUUGGUCCCCUGUCAUCUUCCUUCAGAGCCUGCAGACAUUCAUGAACACAGUGUGAUCAACAUAGAACUGCCUGGAUAGAGAGCCUGUGAGCUCCAGCAAGGGACUUCGCAUGAACUCAUUGCUGCCCUAACCAGAGCUUGUGCUCUUCCCAUCGUGCCAGUCCUGCUGGUACUUGGAGCUAUAGCAGAAGAAGACUGUUGUGACUCUCAACAGAGGAGCAGGCAUUUCCCAAGAAGCUGUGCAUCUUGCAGAAUCAAGGUAACUGUUCUAAGUCACAAGGUAAUUGUCUAAGCUUGCAAAAUAGUCAACUUUAGUGACAUUUCUAAAACCUCUACUCCAAGGAAAACUUAAAUUUACUGACUCCAUCAGAACUGGGAUGGUACGGUGAGAUGUGAAAAUACACUGGGAUGGGCUGAUUCUGGGAUAGGUAACUUUUUCCUUACACAGACAGAGCACACCCAGAUUUCCCCUGCCCAAGUGUGCAUUAAACAGCUCCCUUCCCUCA